Molecule: messenger RNA, 2042 nt
Organism: Tripterygium wilfordii
Lineage: Eukaryota; Viridiplantae; Streptophyta; Magnoliopsida; Celastrales; Celastraceae
Product: sucrose transport protein SUC4-like
Exons: 6
Coding region: 180-1700 (506 amino acids)
Biological process (GO): sucrose transport
Cellular component (GO): vacuole; plasma membrane
Molecular function (GO): sucrose:proton symporter activity
Source: RefSeq, a predicted model, not a curated record
AAAUAGGGGUGAGCGAGUCUGCGUUACAUCAUACAUGCAAAAGAUUCUAAACAAAACCGCCAGUUCUCUCUCCCCCGCUGUUUAGUGCUCUGCAAGUUAGCUGUCGAGUGACGAAGCAGAGUGAACAGAAAGACAAACAGUCAUUUAGAGAAAAAGAGAGAGUAAAUAAUCUGUUAGGGAUGGCAAUCCCUCAAGUCGAGCCGCACCGGGGCAGGGCUCGACCAGCCACAACGCGACCGGCGGUGCGAGGAACUGUCCGGGCCAGGGUUCCACUUCGGAGACUUCUCCGCGUAGCUUCUAUCGCUUGCGGGAUACAAUUCGGAUGGGCUUUACAACUCUCUCUGUUGACGCCCUACGUGCAGGAGCUGGGAAUUCCGCAUGCGUGGGCUAGCGUGAUAUGGUUGUGUGGGCCGCUCUCGGGCCUGCUUGUGCAGCCCUUUGUAGGCCAUAUGAGCGACCGAUGCACCAGUCACUUCGGCCGACGAAGGCCUUUUAUACUCGCCGGCGCUGUUUCCAUUGCCGUGUCAGUUCUGAUCAUCGGUCACUCGGCGGAUAUUGGCUGGAUGCUCGGCGAUAAUGUCGAUCACAGACCCGGAGCGAUUGCCGCAUUUGUUUUGGGGUUUUGGAUUCUCGAUGUGGCCAAUAACAUGACUCAGGGUCCUUGUCGAGCUCUUCUCGCUGAUCUAACAGAGAAGGAUCAUCGGAGGACUCGAGUGGCAAAUGCUUACUUCUCACUAUUUAUGGCGGUUGGUAAUAUUCUUGGGUUUGCCACUGGAGCAUACAGUGGUUGGUUCAAAAUUUUUCCAUGGACCAUUACCCAUGCGUGUGAUGUUGACUGCGCCAAUCUCAAGUCAGCUUUCUAUCUUGACGUCGCUUGUAUUGCAAUCACAGCAUAUUUAAGCAUCUCAGCAGCUCAAGAAUCACCUCUGAAUUUAAGGGAUAGUUCUGCACCUUCUGUUGAAGGACAUGGACCGUCAAGCCACGCUCAAGAAGCUUUCCUCUGGGAACUAUUUGGGGCUUUUAGAUAUUUCUCAAGUUCUAUAUUGGUAAUUUUGUUGGUUACAGCUCUCAAUUGGACUGGAUGGUUUCCCUUUCUUUUGUUUGAUACUGAUUGGAUGGGUCGAGAGAUCUAUGGUGGAAAGCCAAAUGAAGGGGAGAAUUAUAAUUCUGGUGUUAGAAUGGGUGCUUUGGGUUUGAUGUUGAAUUCACUUGUUCUUGGAAUAACGUCAGUUUUUAUGGAGAGGCUCUGCAGAAAGUGGGGAGCUGGUUUCAUUUGGGGACUUUCAAAUCUCCUGAUGACUGUCUGCUUCGUUGCAAUACUUAUACUCUCCUAUGUGGUGUCCCGUUUGGGCUAUGUAGGCCAUUCCUUGCCGCCUCACGGUGUUGUUAUAGCUGCUCUGAUUAUUUUUGCUAUUCUUGGUUUUCCUCUUGCAAUCACAUACAGUGUUCCAUUUGCCUUGAUUUCCUCACGUAUUGAACCUCUAGGAGUUGGGCAAGGUUUGUCAAUGGGAGUUCUGAAUCUAGCAAUUACAAUCCCACAGAUGGUGGUUUCGCUUGGGAGUGGACCUUGGGAUCAGCUAUUUGGUGGUGGAAACUCACCCGCUCUCGCUGUAGGAGCAUGCUCUUCCUUUGUGGCUGGAGUUUUAGCCAUCUUGGCUAUUCCUCGAUCUAGCCCUGUGAAGCCCACCUCUCUCACAUGAGUUACAGAAACUUAUUGAGCUGGAGACACAUGGAAUCUGACAUCUGAAGAGAGUAUAGAUUUCAGAGAAGCAGACAAUAUUUUAUACAGAGGAAACAAAGAAAACAGAUUCUUCAAGUUGCUCAGAUUCUGAGAAAAAGUUUGAAGAAAAGGAAAAAAAAGAAAAGAAAAGGUUCUGCUAUGCUUGUAUUGUUCCAGAAAGAGUGAUGAUGGUAGGGUUACUUCUGAGACAGCCAAAUAUAUGGCCAAUGCAGAGUCUCUCACCCUUUGUUGUGAGAAAAAGGAUACACAUUAAAUGGUUAGAGUUGGUGCACGUAAUUGUCUCUCAGUGUUUUCUAUCUUC